This is a messenger RNA of Neltuma alba, 1404 nucleotides long. RefSeq lists its product as uncharacterized. Bases 193 to 1212 code for a protein of 339 amino acids. The transcript has 2 exons. Lineage: Eukaryota; Viridiplantae; Streptophyta; Magnoliopsida; Fabales; Fabaceae. The record is from RefSeq and is a predicted model, not a curated record.
GUAACCGGAGUACUGCCAGAUUCCAAUUCCCAUAACCUCAACGUUUCUCGAACAGCCUUUAAAACUGAGUAAAAGCCGGUUAUGGAAAGUCUCCAACGUAGAAACGCCGAUAAAGCGGUCCGCUCAACGUGUAUUGCUGUUCAUCCAAUUCUUUAAGUAAAAUUAAAUGCAAUCUGCGAAAGAGCGCAGAAGAUGUCAAUGGUUCUUGCUUCGUCCCAAAUGUACCUACCUAUUCGCAUUUCAGGCCAUCCUGUCCAACACAUCCCAAGGAAACUCUCUUUCCUUCACAUAACUCCUCCAGCUUCACUGGCCGUGAAAUGCGAGCAAAAUCGACAGUCCACCGCGCUAACAAAAACCCAAGACGACGGUAUUCCCAUUGAGGACGUCACCAUUUUGGCGAGGUUCAAGUCCAGGUAUAACUACAUCCGGGUGCUAGAAGUUUCGCGAAAAGCCGAUCACCCUUUCGCCGGUUCGAGGCUCCUCCUUCUCGAUGGCCCUGGAAACAUCCACAGCAUAUCCUUCCUUUUCAGACUACUCACCAACACUUACUUCGACGUCUUCGCUACAUUGCCUCCCAUUUUGCCCCCCGGACCCAUCGGAAUUCUCGGCUUCGGUGCAGGCUCCGCGGCCCGUCUCAUGCUUGAAUUGUACCCAGAAGUGGUCAUCCAUGGGUGGGAGCUCGACCCAUCUGUAAUUGACGUUGGCAGAAAGUAUUUCUCCCUCGCGAAGCUUGAAAGAGAACACCCACAGAGGCUUUUCAUAUAUAUCGGCAACGCCUUGACUGCUAGCUGGAAAGACGGGUUCGCGGGGAUUUUGGUUGAUUUGUUCUCCAAAGGUAGCUUGCUACCAGAGCUUCAGGAUCCGGCCUCGUGGGAGAAAAUGAGCAAGAGCUUGAGGAAAGGCGGGAGAAUCAUGGUGAAUGUUGGAGGAAGUUGUGUAGAGGCGGAGAAUAAGCUGAGAGAUGGAAAGAUUGUAAUGGAAGAAAGCUUGAAGGCGAUGGAACAAGUGUUUGGUAAGAAGCUUCAUGUCCUGAAUCUUGGGAAUCGGAAGGACGAUAGCUCCCUUGCUCUUACCGGGGAUUUUCCUGAACCUGAAGCGUGGAGAAGGCGCUUCCUCGUUCUUUGGGAGACUACGUUGAUUUAUGGACGCCGUAUUCAGCAUGAAUCUAGAUCAAAGCAUGCGACGAGAAUGCAGAUUUUGGUCUUUCAUUGAAGCUGUGAAGAUUUACUCCUUGUUCUCACUUCUCACUCUAACAUGCUUCUGAGUUGUCAUUGUUGCCAUAUGACUCGCGCUCUCGUGGCAAGUUCUUACGAGGGCCCUAAUGAAGAUUAUGCAUUGUUUUGACCCAGAAUUGUACUGCUCCAAAAUUGAGAAGCAUGAUAGAGAAACUACAUUGGUUUGGUU